CCCUUGUUGGUGCUUUUAUUGGAUCUGCCUCUGUCAAAGCGGCGGCGAAGAAUUGGUAGGGUGAGAAAAGGUGUUGAGUUAGUGAGUAAGGGAGGGCAAAGGAGAAAAAGGAAGAGAGGAAAGAGGUGCAUUAAAAAAGCACAAGGUAAAAAUGAAGACAGCAAAGAGAGCCACAAACGAUUAGGAUUUGAUUUCUGCAGACACUGCAUUGUGAAUGAGAAUUAGGCUGGUUUCUUCCUGCACAGAUCGCAGCAUAUUUUAUAUCACAAACUCGCCAUUUUAAUUCAUUGGGGUUCCCCAGGAUCAUUAGAUCUAUUUGCGACAGGCCCGUGGUACCUGUGGGUUGGGGGUGCUCAUCUUCCUCAGAUCAGUGACAGCUUGCCCUCCCCUCCCCAUCUUCCUUCCUCCCUAGUGAUAGUGGGCAGCGGGGAGCAAGGAUCCGCAGCCUGGGUAUGUGUGUCUGUAUAACGCUGCAGGUCUUUCCCUGCGGUCUUCAGGGGGCGGGGAGGGGGAAUCUUCUUGCUGCCAAGAGGAGCGGAGUGUGUGAAUGUAAAUAAGCCUCUUCCUCCUCCUCCGCUGGAAGAUGAUGAGGAGGAGUCCCAGGGUCCCCACGAAGACUUUCUAGCCGUGUAGGGGACACCGAGGAACAUUUGUGCCUUUUGCCCUCUGCCCUCACCCCUAUUAUCCAAUAUAUUUUUUAUUAAAAGGAAACCCAGGAAAAGAAUUGAUCUCAACUUCUAGCUGAGGGGAAAGAAUGAUAUAGUGAGUGCACAGGGCGUGGAAGGCAAGAGGGAAGCAAAAUCAGCUCAGUGCAUCCGUGCCUGUGUAUGUGAUCAUCACUACUGUGCAGCCUUUCACAAGAAUUGAUCCGUGGAUACAAUGUUGCCAUGCUGAUGGUGCGCGAAAAAGUCGAUCAGAGAGGACUGUGUAGUGAGGGAAAUACAAUAAAUCAUACAGAUGUCCCCAUCCUUCUGGAGUUAAUGUUGGAGGAUAACACACCAAAGCCCAUUUCCUGAAGGAAGACAUCACAGUUUAUUCCUAUAAUAAAAAUAUUUUCCCUUCAUAAAUUCUGGUGGUAGAUUAAAAGCAUGACCUGCAGGAGAGAGGCAAGAAAGGGUCGGCAGCAGAAUACAACGCAUCCCCAUUAGGAUUAAUUUGCAGCAAGAAUUGAAUGCACAACAGUGGUUUUAGAUUUGGCAAAAGAGGCAUCAAAGCAUGGGCUGUGCUCCAAGCAUUCACAUCUCUGACAGCAGGGUGGUUUAUCACAGUGGCAAAGAGUCAGAGGAUUCCAACUCUCCACACCAGACCAACACACUGUCUCUGCAACAGCAAGGCAACUCAGUCCCUGGAUUAUUCAUUAAAUCCUCUCACACAUCCACUUAUAAGGUGAGGGCUAAUUCCUCUAAGAAAGACAAGAGGGAGAGCAGCCAGAGCAUGGAGGCAGAGGGUCACACCAGCAGAUCCAGUGUGAAGGCAGCUGUAACAGAAGUGCAGUUUGGUCCAAUGAGACUCCACCAAGAUCAAAUUCAGGUACUUUUAGUAUUUGCCAAAGAAGAUAGCCAGAGUAAUGGAUUUUGUUGGGCAUGUGAAAAAGCGGGCUUUAAGUGUAACAUUGCCAGAACGCCAGAAACCGCACUGGAAAGCUUUUUAGAUAAACAUCAUGAAAUUAUUAUUAUUGAUCAUAGGCAUUCACGAUAUUUUGAUGCAGAAGCUCUAUGCAGGUCCAUCAGAGCUACCAAACCGUCCGAAAAUGCUGUCAUUAUUGCUGUAGUUAGAAGACAAACUGAUCGGGAUGAAGCUUCUAUAAUGCCUCUUAUAUCUGCUGGCUUUACGCGGAGAUAUGUAGAAAACUCCAACAUUAUGGCCUGUUACAAUGAACUUAUUCAGUUAGAAUUUGGAGAAGUACUUGCACAAUUUAAACUAAGGGCUUGUAAUUCACUAUUUACUACUUUAGAGAAAAGUCAAGAAGCCAUUGAAAUUACAAGCGAGGAUCACAUAAUACAGUAUGUGAAUCCUGCCUUUGAAAGCACUAUGGGUUAUCAAAAGGAUGAACUUAUUGGAAAAGAAUUAACUGAAGUGCCUAUUAACGAAAAAAAAUCUGAUUACCUAGAUACUAUUAAUUCUUGCAUCAAAACAGGGAAGGAAUGGGAAGGUGUUUACUAUGCCAAAAAUAAAAAAGGUGAUAAUAUCCAGCAAAAUGUGAAGAUUAUUCCUGUUUUUGGUCAUCGUGGUAAGAUCAGACACUAUGUGUCUAUUAGUCGGCCGUGUAAUGACAACAAUAAGACAGAAAAACAAUGUGAGAGAGUUCAAGCUGAAUCUCAAACAGAUAUCCAGACUUGCAGACACAAGGACAGGCGGAAAGGUUCCCUAGAUGUCAGGUCAACCACAUCCAGAGGAAGUGAUGGUAGCUCACAGAGGCGGCAUUCUUCAAUGGCCAGAAUACAUUCUAUGACUAUUGAAGCCCCCAUAACAAAGGUAAUAAAUAUAAUCAAUGCUGCACAAGAAAAUAGCCCAAUGCCUGUAGCUGAAGCUUUGGACCGAGUUUUGGAGAUCUUGAGAACCACUGAGUUAUAUUCUCCGCAGCUUGGGACAAAGGAUGAAGACCCACACACUAGUGACCUGGUUGGAGGUCUGAUGACAGACGGUUUGCGAAGAUCAUCAGGGAACGAGUACAUCUUCUCAGCAAAACAUGUUCAUCCAGUUUCUGGGCACUUAAUUUCCUCUCUGUCGCUUACCGAUAUCCCACCCCGGAUAGCACAAGCAAUGGAAAACGAAGAAAACUGGGAAUUUAAUAUAUUUGAAUUAGAGGCUGCCACUCAUAAAAGGCCUUUAGUUUAUCUUGGGCUCAAAAUGUUUGCUCGAUUUGGUGUUUGCUCAUUUCUAAGCUGCUCAGAAGCUACCAUGAGGUCUUGGCUGCAUGUUAUUGAAACAAACUACCAUGCGAGCAAUGCCUACCAUAAUUCUACACAUUCUGCUGAUGUCUUACACGCCACUGCGUAUUUCCUUUGUAAAGAAAGGGUGAAGCAAAGUCUGGAUCCAAUCGAUGAAGUUGCUGCUCUUAUUGCUGCGACUGUACAUGAUGUGGAUCACCCAGGGAGGACCAACUCAUUUCUGUGCAAUGGUGGGAGUGACCUGGCCAUUCUCUACAAUGACAUAGCAGUGCUGGAGAGUCAUCAUGCAGCUCUGGCGUUCCAGCUGACCCUGAGAGAUGAUAAGUGCAAUAUAUUCAAAAACAUGGAAAGGAAUGAAUUUCGGACUUUGAGGCAGGCCAUCAUCGACAUGGUUUUAGCAACUGAAAUGACAAAGCACUUUGAGCAUGUAAACAAGUUUGUUAACAGCAUCAAUAAACCAUUAGCAGCACUGGAAGAAAACGGGGGUGGUGUUGCCGAUGAGGAAGCCGUCAAAACUAUUUUGACAUCUCCUGAUAAUCGAAUCCUCAUUAAGAGAAUGCUUAUUAAGUGUGCAGACAUUUCCAAUCCAUGCAGAGCACUCGAUCAAUGCAUUGAAUGGGCAGGCAGAAUAUCAGAGGAGUACUUUGCACAGACUGAUGAAGAAAAACAGCAAGGUUUACCUGUGGUAAUGCCUGUGUUUGACAGAAAUACGUGCAGCAUUCCCAAAUCACAGAUCUCUUUUGUUGAUUAUUUUAUCAGUGAUAUGUUUGAUGCCUGGGAUGCAUUUGCAGAUUUACCGAACUUGAUGCAACAUUUAGAUAAUAACUUCAAAUAUUGGAAAGGACUAGAUGAAAGACAGCUGAAGACAUUGCGACCACCUCCUGAAUAACGGUGGGAGCCCUGUGUGACAUGAAGCAGUCAGUGAUGCUCACCCUCCACUCUCACGGGGCUUGUAUUUAUUUUGGUUGGUACAGCAUUAGCAGACCUGGUUUCUACAUCUUGGAACGCUUAUGUAAUAAGUAUCAUCAGGGCAGACAUUACCUCCAAUACCCUGCAGUAAACGUAAAAAAAGCCUUUCGAGUUGACUUAUCUCUCAAGUUGAAUUACACUGGAUUGCUGCAGUAUCAGUAAUGACGGGUUCUAUGUUCUACAAAACAUUUCGGUUCAUUUUCUUCAUGCCUGUAUGAAAACCUUGAAGAUAUAACCUUGGGGGAAAAGUACUUUCUCCAAGACAUUGCUCAGAUGAAACCUCAAAUUUACAAGUGAAGGAAAAACCAUCUUUUGUGUCUCAGAGCUGUUAAGAGAACACUCUGCUUUUUUUUUAAAGCACUUAGAAUUGUAACAAUCAACACAUUAAAAUGCACUCUUAUGGAGUUUUUGAUCUCUGAAAAAUAGAUUCACUCUAUUUUUUCAUAUCACAUAAGGGGCGAUCAUUCACUUAUGGGCACUACUGAUAGGGAGCUUUCUUAAGUCUAUUUAGUAGCAGUUGUAUAAAGAACACAGAAUAAUUUUUGAACUUGAUCAUUAGCAUAUAUGAUUGAAAUAUGUUUUAUUUAUUUUGUUAGAUGUUCAAUAUUUUCUAUGAAUUUAUAAAAAAAAAAGCCAAAGCCAACCUUUAGAUGCAUUACAAAUUCAAAUGAUUCAUAGUCAUAAUAUACCUUUAUUGAUGUACAGACCUUUUAUUUUCAUAAUGCAAAUACAAAAUUACUAUUCAAUGACGCAUUUGUAUUGCACUGUAAGACUGUGGAUGUUGAACUAUUUUUUUAAUGUUUUUGAUUUAUGUUGAUUUAGAAUGUUUCUUUUAAGGGACGGUCUUGCAGAAAAUACGGUAGCAUGAACUGUGUGCCACUUUUGAGUUAGUUUUGGUGAUGGUCCUCUUUUGUUUGUUUUUUUAGUUGAUUGAACUCUUUGACGUCAGUGGACCUGCAAGAAAUUGCUAUGCAAUGUGUUGGAUGGUCCAUUGGCUACUAAGGGGAAAAAAAUGGGACUUAGUGUAGUUUUCCCAAAUUUUACAGUUGAGUUCCCUAUCAGAAGUCUGCCUUAUUUUAUACAAUAUUUCUACAAUGCAUUCCACUGCAUAGAUGACAGGGGAGGUCAGAAUAUAUUUAAGCAUUUUGUAGCUUCUCUAUUUUAUUUUGCAAGGAGAUUCCUUAACUCCAGUUUGUAAAGGUAUGUACCUUCACAAAUCAAAUAAAACAUUCACAAUAAGCACCAGUAACAAUAAAAUGUAUAUUUUAAUAAUUGUUAA
Molecule: messenger RNA, 5139 nt
Organism: Bombina bombina (fire-bellied toad)
Lineage: Eukaryota; Metazoa; Chordata; Amphibia; Anura; Bombinatoridae
Gene: PDE8A
Product: phosphodiesterase 8A
Exons: 22
Coding region: 1216-3780 (854 amino acids)
Biological process (GO): cellular response to epidermal growth factor stimulus; positive regulation of ERK1 and ERK2 cascade; signal transduction
Molecular function (GO): 3',5'-cyclic-AMP phosphodiesterase activity
Source: RefSeq, a predicted model, not a curated record